AUGGCAUCUGGCGACUUCGUUGACUUCUUUCGAGGACGGAAACUCAACGAGGGACUCUUGCGCAAGUUGAAGAUCGCAUUGCUGUCCGUAAAUGCACUGCUUGAAGAUGCGGAGGAAAAACAACUUACAAAGCCUGCUGUGAAAGCGUGGCUUGAUGAGUUAAAAGAUGCAGUCUAUGAUGCAGAAUACGUAUUGGACGAGAUAGCCACUGAAGCCUUGCAGCGUAAGUUGGACGUUGAAUUUCAAACCACUGCAUGUAAGGUACGAAACUCCAUCACUACUUUUUUCAGUCAUUUUGUCAAGGUGAUGGAGCCAAAGAUUAAAGAGCUACUUGACAAACUAGAAGAUCUAGCAAGUCAAAAGGAUGGACGAUGA
Alnus glutinosa is the source of this 375-nucleotide messenger RNA. Its product is annotated as putative disease resistance RPP13-like protein 1. The transcript has 2 exons. The coding region runs from base 1 to 375 and encodes 124 amino acids. Lineage: Eukaryota; Viridiplantae; Streptophyta; Magnoliopsida; Fagales; Betulaceae. The record is from RefSeq and is a predicted model, not a curated record.